Linum trigynum is the source of this 1092-nucleotide messenger RNA. Lineage: Eukaryota; Viridiplantae; Streptophyta; Magnoliopsida; Malpighiales; Linaceae. The record is from the annotation of a GenBank genome assembly.
AUGGAGAGUCGGCUGCGGGCAUUUUCGUCGCCGGAAUUGGUGAAUGCUGCUGCCGCAACUAUUACCCAGAACCCUCCUUCCACCGGCAGCAAACCCCAGCAACCACCAUUGCAGGAUUAUAGCUUAGAAGGGAUCGCCGCCAACGUGAAGCUGCUGCUGAAAGUGAUACGCGAUCACAAUGAGGCGAGCGCCAGAGACUACGAUGACCGGAAAACCCAGAGGGUCGCCGGGAUGAUCACCAUCCUCGACGACAUUAAAUCCCGCCUCGAGAGAUCCCAUUCCAAUUCCAAAAAGAGGAUGGCCCAGCUCCGCCGCUGCAACACCGAUCUCCGCCCCAAUCGCGCCGCCGCCGACAAGAAGGCGCCCGAGGCCGCCGCCAUCCCCGACGACAAGGAGAAGCUCAGGAGGCAGCUGAGCUCGUGCAUUGCGGCGAGGAAGAGCCUGGAGAUGCUGUGCUCGAGCUUGGGGAAAGAGAAGGAGAUCAUGGGUUCCCAACUGGCCAGAAGAGUCAGCGAGCUUAGCGAAAUGGAGGAGCUGGUCAACCUCCUCAAAACUCAGAACGAAACCCUGACGUCCAAGCUCCAGGCCUCCGCCGCCGGAGCGACAGGGGACUGCCAGGGGGUCAACAACGCUGCGCUCCAGGAACGGAACAAGCAGCUCUCCGACCAGCUGCUAAAGUCGCUCGACAGUUACAGGACCAUGAAGAGGAAGUACAAGGGAGCUAAGGAGGAAUGCUCGGCGCUGCGGGAGGCCGUGGAGGAGGAAACGGCGGCGGGUCUGGCCAGGAUUCGGAUGUUGAAACAGAGGCUGGAUAACAGGGAGGACGAACCGGUGGAUAUUGAAGGGGAGAUUGGUGCCCUGGAAAAGAUGUUUGAGCAGUUCAAGGUGAAGAUUUCCAAAGAGGAGAAGAAGAGAGUCACGGCGAUGGCGGCGGCGGCAGAUGGUGGGAAGAGGAGAGGCGAGCAUGAUCGCCCAUCAAUAGAAAAGGUUGAAGUUGGCUGGCAGCAAUUGAGUCCAGAACCCAUAAGUUGCUCACUGCUAUGGCUCCUGCAGAGCCAGCCAACACCUUUGCAUUGGUUCGCCUCUGGGUGA